This is a messenger RNA of Hyla sarda, 689 nucleotides long. Its product is annotated as fucolectin-like. Bases 112 to 621 code for a protein of 169 amino acids. NCBI's taxonomy places the organism in Eukaryota, Metazoa, Chordata, Amphibia, Anura, Hylidae. The transcript is spliced from 4 exons. The record is from RefSeq and is a predicted model, not a curated record.
UCUCUCUGCUGCGCUGCGGACCGAACAAGUCAAGACAGUGCACGCUCCUCCGCUCUGCGAGUCCGCUGGCUGGCGCUGAGUUGUGCUUGUUUUCAGGGCUUACCAGGGAUCAUGAUCUUCCUCACCUUCUCUCUGUUGCUGAUCCUGGUGACCAGCGAUGCUGAGCCUCAAAAUGUUGCACUUCGUGGUCGUGCAACACACUCUACAAAUGUGGGCAGCCCUAGUGCCGCCAUCAAUGCCAUCGAUGGAAAUACGGAUCCUCUCUGGGCCCGUGGAACGUGUUUUUCUUCCCAAUCUGAGCUUUCACCCUGGUGGAGAGUGGAUUUAUUGAAAACGCAUAAAAUAUCACAUAUAACCAUCACCAACCGAGGGGACUGCUGCGCCGAUUACAUCAAUGGGGUCGAAAUUCUCAUUGGAGACUCCCUGGCCAAUAACGGGAAUAACAACCCAAGGUGCGCCAAAAUUACAGCAAUUCCACUGGCCGGAACUCAAACCUUCCAAUGCAAUGAUAUGGCGGGUCGAUAUGUGAACCUCAUCCGAACUGGAAUAUCAGGACAUCUGACCUUCUGUGAGGUUCAGGUCUUCGGAGUUCCUCUUAAUAAUUGUUACUACCAUACAUAAUGGAAAAGGGACCAUAUGGAACAAACAUGAAAGGGCUCAUAAGUAAAGCGACUGUGAAUGACCUAAUA